Planococcus citri (citrus mealybug) is the source of this 4345-nucleotide messenger RNA. RefSeq lists its product as uncharacterized. The transcript has 5 exons. NCBI's taxonomy places the organism in Eukaryota, Metazoa, Arthropoda, Insecta, Hemiptera, Pseudococcidae. The coding region runs from base 1718 to 3142 and encodes 474 amino acids. Gene Ontology annotation, molecular function: nucleic acid binding; zinc ion binding. The record is from RefSeq and is a predicted model, not a curated record.
ACUAAAAAAAUUAAAAAUUGUACCAUUUUUUUAGGUUUAAAGAUUAUAUGAAUACAAAGUUUCAGUUCAACAUAACGUUGGCUCCCAUGUAAAGCCUUCUUUGAAUAUAACGUUGAAUUUCUUUCCAAUUUUUUCAUCUCAAGAAAUCGAUUUUUAGGUAAAACUAGGUAGGGUUCUAUAAAAAAAAGAACAAAAGGAGGCAAUGUGGAAAAAUAUGAAAUUUUCCACCUGUUGACCAUCAUUACGAGUUUUUUUUCUGGAAGGCAUUGUUUUUUGGAAAAGCUCAACUUUAUUAAUGCAGCAGGUUAAAGUACAGUAUAAAGUUUUUUGUUGUUGAAAUUAUAGAACUUUCAUAUUACUCUAUGGUAAACGGUAACACUGACCGUGGCUCACGAAUGACGUGUCAGAUGCCUUGUCAGCUACUAGACGAUGAUUCGUGAGUGCUGUCUCAAUUGGAGAUGCCAGUCAACGAUAUGUCAAUGAUCAGCUGUUGAUGCUUUGUUGGUUGCCUGUUUAGAAACACUUUUAUUGUGUUUAUUAUUGAGUUAAAGAGAGUGGUGUUGGUGGCCGCUAGGCUGCGCUCCCUACCGCUUAGUAUUAUUCGUUUAUUUGCUCUGUGUAAACCAGGCCUUAAGCCUACUACGUGCGUCUCGCGUUUACUCGACUCACCACACUUGCUUGAUGUUCGUUGUACUGUACGUACUGUAUUAUUUGCGUGUUCCUUGUUAAUGGCUAAUUGAUGCAAAUUUAUAUGAUUUGUUUUAUUUGUUAUUUUUCCAAUACAUCGUUUAUUUGUUCCUGAAGUUUGUCGUCUAUUUAUUUCAUAAAUAGAAGUGGCUGCUGUUAUGGGUGACCGCUACCGAGAUGACCAUCGUCAAGAUGACCGCCGUCGUGACGAAGAUAGAAGGAGGAGAGAUGAUCGUGAUUAUCACUCCAGUUCCAGAAGCUCGAAGAGAUCUCGUUCUGAUUCCAGAGAUGACUCUCGCCGAAAACGUCGAUCCAGUUCUGGUGAUUACGAUAUCUAAGCCGAACGUCGUCGGAUUGCUGAAUCCAACGCAAGAAUUGAACGCCAGCAGCGUAAAGACCAAGUGAGUCACGUGCAUGAACAACAACCCUGAUUUAUGUCUUGCUUUGUUUUGAAAAGUUUGAAAAACUUUGAACUUACGUAUAUGUUUUAUUGGGUAUUCAGGAACCAGUGCUGUGAGAACGCGGAAGUGCUCGUUCCCGUUCCCGUUCUUUGUUCUCACAAUAAAGAACGCCGUUCUUUGUUCCUUAUCGCUCCCAAAAAUCUAACACCUCGUUCCUGUUCCUAGUUCUUAUGCUUCAUAAGCAGAAGCGUUCCGGUUCCCGUUCCCGUUCUCGUUCUCAAUCAAAUUUCCAAAAUUUACGUUCCUGUGUUCCCGUUCCCGUUCCCAAUAGGGUUCUGUGGUACAAGCGAAGCCAUUUUUGAUGGAAAUUUUUUCAUUUUCCUCUAUUGUACCCAAAAACUACUGAAAGUUUGUGGAAAAAGCAUAUUUUUUCCUAUUUUUCAGAGUUUUGGGAGGUAAUUUGAGAACCCUGAAAAAACAUCUAAGAAUGCCAAAUUAGCACUCCGUUCCCGUUCCCGUUCUCGUUCUCACUAAUUUAAUGUUCUCGUUCUUAGUAAGAACGUUCUUCAAGAGGAUUUGUGUGAUUAUCCGUUCGUUCUUUGAAGGAAAUUUGAAAAGUUGCGUUCUUUAUGCGUUCCCGUUCCCGUUUUCGUUCGUUCUCACAGCACUGUCAGGAACGAGAAGAAGAAAGCAAACGUCGAAAAGAAGCUGAAAAUCGUAAACAGCGUAAAGAAGAAUCCGAGAAGUACCGGAAGCCGGAAGAGGCGAACUUAGCGUACCACCGAAACCCGAAUCCCCGACCGCCUCCGCCACCGAAUGCUGCUCACGUACCCCGACCGCCGCCGCAUAAUUGCUACAAUUGUAGCAGUCCGUAUCAUUAUGUUUGGGAAUGCCCCGACUGGGACAAAGGCCCGAGAUGCUUCAAAUGCGGAGAGUGGGGUCACCGAAGCAAGGAUUGCCCGAACGAAUACAGGGAUUAUCGCUCAGAGUUCGAGAUGCCGGAUGAUCUGUUGGGUUUGUAUCGCGCCGGUAUGAUCUCAGCUGGACAGAUGGUUGGCUUAAAGAAGAAGCGCGACGAUAUGCCUGAUUACCCGAAUAACAACCAAUCGUCGAAUCGUCGUGAUCAAUACCACGAUGAAAAUUCCCGAUAUCACGAUGACCAUUCAAGACAUCGCAAUCGCGACUACGAUUCUAAUAACCGACGCUCCCGAUUUUCACCCGACAGAAGCGAUCACCGCCAUGAAAAUCAUCGCGACAACCGGAGAUCGCCGAAUCGUAACCCAGAUGACGUAAAAGUCACUCAUCAGCGAGCACUUACUACGGAAGUGACGCCACCCGAACAAGCGUUACAAGCUCUGAGCCUGAACAAACCCGAACUGAUGGAGACCAGCGCGAGUGAUCCGUAUAUGGAUUUUCUCCUGAUUGAAUUCCCGAAGUUGCCAGUGAACGAGAUGAGCCCAACGGCAAUAGCUGAAGUUCACAAUAAAAUUCACCAGCUUGAACAUUGGCUCAUGUGCCUGAAAAAGAGUCUGGAUUUGCGCGUUCAGAUGUUAAACGUUGAAGAGGAAGCCACGCGUGAAAUUGUUCCAUUAUUUCCGUCUAACAACCCGAUCCCGAUUCCGCUGAUGGACGCUUUAGGGCCGGUUAUUUUGAACCACCCUCCCGUACCGCCCCCGACUAGUCACACCAGCGGCUCGAGCACGAAAACAACACCGGAAAAACGGCAACCGACGAAAGCCGAGUUAAAAGAAGACGAACCGAUUGUACCGAAACCAAUAAAGAAGUUUCCCGAGCCAAAACCCGAUGCUGGUAAAACACCGUUAAAGAAAUUCGCUGACAAUAUGUUCAACCCGCAGGCUGAAGCGAAAACACCGACGAAAACCGAUUCGCAAUUGAAAACCGGACCUGAAUUUCGAAAAAGUACACGACCGCGCCGAAUUACGCCGCCCUUUCCGAACCGGAGUUUCCAGAUUCAUCCAAAUGGUUUUAAACCUAUGCCGAGGACGUCAGGCACAUUUAUACGGCCACCGACGCCGACUGUACGAAUCGAAUAAAUCGACAUCACGACGUCCACACCGUCUGUUACGACAUCUGCCCCGAGUUCCACAACGCAGAACGUUGUCUCAUCAACAACGCCUCACGUUAACGCGUUGGGAAACCCAGUUGAUCCGCCGCGCCCGACUACACCGCCGCAGUUACACGCGAACCUGAGACAGACUGUGGAAAUCCCGAGUGAAGAAGACUGGACGCAGGAAGCGUACAACGCAGAUGCCCAACCAAUUCGUCGUUCCCGAGCGAAUUAUCGCAGUGUGCUAUUUUCGUACGUUCAAAAGACGAUGACGGAAAACAUUCCCGUUUUAACGACGCAACGCGAAAUUUUGGACGCCAAAAUCAUUCAACCCAGAUCCAAAGGCGCUGAUGAUGGAAUCUCCGUCCUUUCGUUAGAAGAAACAGCGUUUAUUUUCUCGCAAACCGAAGAACUGGAGCAAGCGAUUGCCGUUUGCAGACAAGUAGAAGGAGAUCCUGGAGAUUUAGACAUGGUUUUAAGCGCGUUAGAGUUUAUGCUACGUUUGUCCCGAGUUCACAACCUGACGCUGAAAGAAAUCCCGCAAAGGACGUACGAUAUCUUGCGCGUAGAACGGAUGACAAUCGCCGAACAGAAACGCCAUAGGGCGAAAGCAGCGAAAAAGCGCAACAAGGCGCAUAAGAAAGCCGCCGCAGAGUUCGACGAAGGCGUUUGCGAAGAUUACAUAUCGAACGCCGAAUCCGACUCCGAUAAAGAUAAUCCUCCGGACCGACCUUUGGGAAAUCACCCGCUUCUAGAACAAGCGUAUCCGAGAGACUGAUUAGUUUUUGCCCGAUUUUGUUUGUUUCCUGAUUUUGUUUUUGUAUAAGUAUUGUUUUUGUUACCCGAAGAUGAAUUUUGUGAUUUAUUUGUACGUUUUUGUUACCUGAAUUUAUUAUUUAAGCUGUAAAUACGUUGUUUAAGCGCUAUCGAGCGCAGGGAGGGAGUGUUGGUGGCCGCUAGGCUGCGCUCCCUACCGCUUAGUAUUAUUCGUUUAUUUGCUCGGUGUAAACCAGGCCUUAAGCCUACUACGUGCGUCUCGUGUUUACUCGACUCACCGCACUUGCUUGAUGUUCGUUGUACUGUACGUACUAUAUUAUUUGCGUGUUCCUUGUUAAUGGCUAAUUGAUGCAAAUUUAUAUGAUUUGUUUUAUUUGUUAUUUUUCCAAUACAUCGUUUAUUUGUUCCUGAA